AUGAUGGUAUCUGGCACAAAAUUUUCAACAGACAAUCUCAGCAGAAAUAGCAACACCCCUUUGAAGGGUACUGGCAACACAACCCUUGUCAAAGACAUCAGUGAAGAAAGAGUCAAUGAGAGCAGACAGGAGGAUUUAAGAGAGAGGCAGGGACUACUGUGUGAUAAAAUGGGAGUACCCAUCCAGAUCUCUAUGGAAAAGCUUUCUGGGAAGUCUAGAAGACCACAGCUCCAAGACAUUCAGAAUACCUGGGACAAAAAAACAGAAAAAAAAAUGAUGCCGGAAGUUGGUCGGCAAAGCAGCGACCACGACAAGGAAAUAGAGAAGUUGACACGAGAGUUACGCGAAGCUAACAACAUCUUACACGACAUCGAGACCAACAUAUCUGCAUUCAAGUAUGAAAAGGAUGUAAGUCACCAAUGUCUCCUUGCCAUCAAAGAUAAUUAUCGAAGUCUGCUAGAGGAAAAAAACACCUGCCAGAAACAGAUCUCUUUUAUAAAAAAGGAACUCAACAGCUAUCGUAUUAGGGACCGACGAUUGGUGCGGGAAUUUGACCAGCUAAACCUGUGCUAUGGCAAACUGGACCAGAGGGAGCGUCUCAUGAGGAGGCAGAUUUCCCUUAUGGAAGCUGAACUCUCCCUGGUAGUGUCGAAGCUUGAGGCUCCUAAAACAAGCAAUGUUAAACCUGUUGUGCCUAGACUAGACCUCAGUAAACUUAAACAACCUAAGAAACUACCACCAGUGAAAAAUCCUUCUUGUAGCCCUCGUAAGAUAAAGGAGCUACAACAGGCUUACCCUGUGGUACCCAAUGCACCAAGGAAACUGUAUGAGAUUAUACACAUUUAUGACCAGAAAGAUUUGCCUAACAAAAUGAAGCGAAGAAUGUGGCCUCAACACUCCAGCAGUUCCCCACUUUUAGGAACUAAUGUGGCCAAAACAAUUCCAAGUGCUCGAGGUACAGGGGGUGACUGCCUUGUACCCCUAGUUGGUAGUCAUUGUCAGCUGUCUAGUCGCUCCGACAAAGAAACCAAGCCUGACUUACCAGAAGAACCCAAAAUACUAAAGUUACCCUUAAUCAAUGAGGAAUAUAAUGAUAACCAGAAUGCCUCAUGGGGAUUAGAAUCUCUAAACUUCAGAUCACUGCUACAUGACAAGCCAGACUGA
This is a messenger RNA of Ylistrum balloti, 1164 nucleotides long. RefSeq lists its product as uncharacterized. The record is from RefSeq and is a predicted model, not a curated record. NCBI's taxonomy places the organism in Eukaryota, Metazoa, Mollusca, Bivalvia, Pectinida, Pectinidae. The transcript is spliced from 2 exons. Bases 1 to 1164 code for a protein of 387 amino acids.